AUGCUCUGGCCACCACUGCCCUGGCCACCACUGCCCUGGCCACCCCCUGAUCCUAUAAUCUUAACUCCACCAGAGCUUCCACCUCCUCCUCCUCCUCCCCCUCCACCACCAGAUCCCCCACCGAUAAUCUUAAUUCCCCCAGAACUUCCUCCUCCUCCUCCUCCCCCUCCACCACCAGAUCCCCCACCUAUAAUCUUAACUCCACCAGAGCUUCCACCUCCUCCUCCUCCUCCCCCUCCACCACCAGAUCCCCCACCGAUAAUCUUAAUUCCCCCAGAACUUCCUCCUCCUCCUCCUCCCCCUCCACCACCAGAUCCCCCACCGAUAAUCUUAACUCCACCAGAGCUUCCACCUCCUCCACCUCCUCCUCCACCACCACCACCAGAUCCCCCACCUAUGAUCUUAAUUCCCCCAGAACUUCCACCUCCUCCUCCACCACCACCACCAGAUCCCCCACCGAUAAUCUUAACUCCACCAGAGCUUCCACCUCCUCCACCUCCUCCUCCACCACCACCACCAGAUCCCCCACCGAUAAUCUUAACUCCACCAGAGCUUCCACCUCCUCCACCUCCUCCUCCACCACCACCACCAGAUCCCCCACCUAUAAUCUUAAUUCCCCCAGAACUUCCACCUCCUCCUCCACCACCACCACCAGAUCCCCCACCGAUAAUCUUAAUUCCCCCAGAACUUCCUCCUCCUCCUCCCCCUCCACCACCAGAUCCCCCACCUAUAACCUUAAUUCCACCGGAGCUUCCACCUCCUCCUCCCCCUCCCCCUCCACCGCCAGAUCCCCCACCAAUAAUUUUAACACCUCCUGAUCCUCCUCCACCCCCACUGCUACCCCCUCCACAGCAUAUCCCUCCUCCACCACCAGAUCCGCCGCUCAUGUAUGGGAUCUUCUGCUGGCUCAUUCCACCCCCCUGUCCCCCACCAGAUCCUCCUCCGAUGCAGCAUCCUGAAGACUGUCCACCAAUGCUGCCUCCUCCACCACUUGAUCCUCCUCCACAGCAGCCUUGUCCGCCUCCGCCUCCGCCACCUGAGACAAUGAUGAUCUUCUGGCCGCCUCCACCACCGCUGCUGCCUCCUCCACCACCGCCUCCGCCACAACAGCAACAGCAGCCUGAUGACCCUCCUUGGCCUUGA
This is a messenger RNA of Podarcis lilfordi (Lilford's wall lizard), 1143 nucleotides long. NCBI's taxonomy places the organism in Eukaryota, Metazoa, Chordata, Lepidosauria, Squamata, Lacertidae. The record is from the annotation of a GenBank genome assembly.